AUGUCCACCUUGACCGUGGUCACGCGGCCGGCCAGGCCCGACGAUGCGGUCCAGCUCGAUGGGUUCGUCGACGGAUCGCAUCAGGGCAAGGUCUACGGCAGGUUCAACCUCGGUCAGCUCAUUGAGAACGCGACAGCGACAGUGGUAGUGAUCGACCCCAAACACGACGACGCAGUGGUGGGCUUCCUCUCCGUCACCCGCGAUAUCCCCCUUCCAUUUGGCGUUCCCAAGGAUCGGGGACUUGAGCGGAUGCAGUGGGCAAAAAGCGAAGCCUCCGCGGUGGGUUACCCGUCAGACGUCGCCGCCUGGGUCGCAGGGUGCGGCGUGAAGGCGGGUUACGAGAAGGUCGCCGUGGCGCCCAUGCUGAAGGCUGCUUUCCAGCUGCUCCCUCACCUCGACGCCGUCCUCAUCGCCGCGCCGCCGGAGGUUGAGCGCGAACCGGUGGGAACUUCCUUCGUGAAGAUGGCGAGGACGAUGAAGUUUGCGUUGUACGCCGCGUCCAGGGAAAGCGUGUUACCCCGCCUGAGGGUGAGACUCGCGCGGGUGGACGACCACGACGAUCUGCUGCCCUUGGUGGCGUCGGCGGCGAACGACCCGUACGCGGCGGGCGGACCUCUGUCGCGCCUUCCGGGUGGGUCCGAAGCAUCAACCUCCGAUCGUGCUUCCGGGGGGAUGGGAGACGAAUACGCGCUCGCGACGCUCAUAUCGAGGGCGCUCGAUGACCCCGGUAAGAAGUGCGUGCUGGUCGCGGAGGCUGAGGAAGGAAAAACUGGCAAGAUGUCCUUCGUCGGCGUGAUGGCGGUGGAAGCCGUCGACGUCGAGGAGGCGGCUUCGCUCGCUGGUAAGUACGACCUGGCAGCUUACGACAACCUCAUGCCGGCGCCGGAUGACGACGGCCCGGGCGACGGAAACGAUGAGGAUAACGCGACGAAGGAGCCGGUGGCGAUCCGGGUCACGAUGCUGUGCGUCGACGGGGCGUACGAGAGUCAAUCUGCCGAUUUCCUCGAUCACGCUUUCGAUGCCUUCCCGGAAAAGGACUUUUGUGUUCUGACCCUGCCGCCGCAAGCGCCCGAGCUUCCACUCGCCACUCUCGCCAUGCGCAGGGUCGCGCCGACGGACCCCGAAGCGGACGAUGCUCUGCACGCGUGCCACCGCGCGGGUCAGCUCCGCGGUUUCACCGUCAGACUCGCCAAGGAUGACGACUAUGAGGAGGUUUGGGAUUUGCUCGAGGGGAUGUCGGACCAGGAGGAGCUCUGCACCGCGUUCGCAGACGCCGCCGCGACGUCCAACACGUCCCAAGCUGCGGUCGUGGCCAUCUGCGAAGGUCAAGUGGUUGGAUACGCGACGGUCACCCUGGGAACUGAAAUCAGCUCGCUGGCGCAGUGCUUCGACCUCACCAAGGUUGUCGACGUCGGCGCUCACGGGCAGAGCGCGUUUGUCGAACUGGAAGAUUGCGUGAUGAACCCAAUCUUCGCGCACAAACGCAGAUUCGUGAUGUGCGAGGCGAUGCGCCUGUCGCGCGCUACGUGUGUCCUGUACCAGCUCGCGCCGGGAGAGGAAGAACCUCCGCCCCCGGAUGUGGUCUCCCUGGACUUCCGACUCGUCGCCGGCAGACGGUCGCACACCGGAUUUGACGCGCACUUUGCGCUCUACGCCUUCACCAAUCGCAUAUCAAACUCGCCGCGAGCCGCGAUCAACUCUAGGAUCGUGGUAGUGGGCUCCAACGAGGCUGCGCUCGCGGUGUUGGACAGACUGUUGACCAACAAUCAAUGCGCUUUCAACAACGUCACGCUGGUCACCAACGGGGGACUCGCCGUCGGCGGCGUCGCGUCGAGAUAUAACCGCGCGUCCAUCGCGAAACUCGCGCUGGAGAAUGGAGGUGGAAACACGAGCACGGGCGCCGCCGGCGUCGCUCUCGCCGACGCGGCGGUUGUUGGUCUGGAUAGGGAGGGGAGAUGCGUCUAUCUCGACGACGACAGCAUGCUCAUGUACGAAAUGCUGGUCCUAGUUCCCGGGCGGGGGGACCAGACCCGGCACAGGCUCGGUCUCACGCUCGAGGAUGAGACUCCCGUGGAACGCGUCGUGGACCUGAUGGCGAACCUGACGAAGGAGGAUGCGCAGCGUCUAAAGGCGGUGAUCGUGUACGGUGAUACGAUGGAAGCGAUCGGUGCCGCGCGAAGGCUGCUAACCGCGGGGGUGCCCGCGGCGGCGUUGCGAGUGGUCUCGCCCACCGAGGAGGGCACGCUUUUCGCCGUCGCGGAAGCGGCUGCGUCGAAACUGAGGGCGACGGAAUCUCAUACCGUCGCCGGGCAGCCGGCGCCCGAGAAAGGUCUGACGCUGACUGGCGCGUCGGCAGUUCCGGGUGGGGGUGUGCACGCCGUGUUCUCGAGGGCGGCCACGGGGGAGUCGGUCGAGAUGGAUGCCGACUUUUUGGUCGCGUGCGACCGCGGCGAUUGCGACCCGGCCCUGUUCAAGUGCCUCAACGACGCGGAGAUUGUGUACGACGGUCACGUUGUGAUUGACGCCGCGUUUCGAACCAACGAUCCGGACGUGUACGCCACCGGGGACAUCGCCAAGUUUUCGCGGAGGUACGCGACGGCGGGGGGGAAGUUACAGCCGCUCGACCGCCACGAUCCGAAGGAGAGCGGCUUUCUCCUCGCGGAUUCGCUCAUCGACCGGGUUCGGGGCGUGCGACCGAGGGACGCGCCUCCCGCAUUCAACGCGCCGAAGUGCGAGAGCGUCAUCCUUCCGGGCAAGUGCCAGUUCCUGUUCGUCGCGAGGCCCGCGCGUUUCGAGCGACCGUCGUGGGACGCGCCGCCCGGUGGACGCGCCAUCGAGACUCGGUCCGACGAGCGCGGCUACGCGAGGAUCGACGUCGACGCGGAUGGGAUCGUGUCGGCGUUCUACUACUGCGGCGACGUGAAGGUUGACUCUCAGAGGAUGGGUUGCAUCGUGGGUCUGCCGGUGAGCUACCUCGGGGAGGACCUUUCAUCCGCGGCGUGUCUGUUGACGCAUCUGGACCAGGACGCGUUCGCGGCUGUGUUUCACGAGGGGUUCGCGCAAGCGCACCGGAGCGCGGUCACGCUCCUGUCGGCUCCCAAAGAUGCGCUGGCGGAGAGUUUCCUGGGUGCUCAGAACGAUGGGGCGAUGGUGCAGGAUAUCGUCAUCGACUUCGUCAGGCGACACGCAUCAGACCUGCCCAUGCUGGCCAUCCCGUCUCGUGCAUAA
This is a messenger RNA of Micromonas commoda, 3228 nucleotides long. RefSeq lists its product with no specific name. Lineage: Eukaryota; Viridiplantae; Chlorophyta; Mamiellophyceae; Mamiellales; Mamiellaceae. The record is from RefSeq and is a predicted model, not a curated record. The transcript has 2 exons. Bases 1 to 3228 code for a protein of 1075 amino acids.